Molecule: messenger RNA, 1104 nt
Organism: Naumovozyma dairenensis CBS 421
Lineage: Eukaryota; Fungi; Ascomycota; Saccharomycetes; Saccharomycetales; Saccharomycetaceae
Gene: URA4
Product: dihydroorotase
Exons: 1
Coding region: 1-1104 (367 amino acids)
Biological process (GO): pyrimidine nucleotide biosynthetic process; 'de novo' pyrimidine nucleobase biosynthetic process
Cellular component (GO): cytoplasm
Molecular function (GO): dihydroorotase activity
Source: RefSeq, a predicted model, not a curated record
AUGGAAGAAUAUAAUUUAGGUAUAACCUGUGAUAUGCAUGUUCAUGUCAGGGAGGGAGCUAUGUGUGAGUUAGUAGUUCCAACAAUUAAGCAAGGUGGGAUAUCUCUUGCAUAUAUUAUGCCGAACCUACAACCACCCAUUACUACAUUAGAUCGUGUCAUCAAAUAUAAGGAAACAUUACAAGCCAUUUCACCUGAUACUACAUUUUUAAUGAGUUUCUAUUUAUCUAAGGAUUUGACUCCCGAGUUGAUACAUAAGGCGGCAAAGUUGAAUGCUAUUUCUGGUGUUAAAUGUUAUCCGGCAGGUGUCACAACUAAUUCUGCUAGUGGAGUUGAUCCUAAUGAUUUCAGUGCCUUUUAUCCGAUAUUCAAAGCUAUGGAAGCUGAAGGAUUGGUUUUGAAUAUACAUGGCGAAAAACCCUCAAUGGCUAAUAAAAAUGAUACUGGUGAAACUGAAGACAUCCAUCUCUUGAAUGCAGAGGAAAAGUUUUUACCUGCGUUAAAGAAACUACAUAAUGAUUUUCCCAAAUUAAAGAUAAUUCUUGAGCAUUGCACCACAGAGGCAGCUAUUAAUACCAUUAUAGAAAUAAAUAAGGAUAUUAAAGAUAUCUCAGAAGUAAAGGUAGCAGCUACUUUAACUGUUCAUCAUUUGUACUUAACUAUUGAUGACUGGGCAGGAAACCCAAUUAAUUUCUGCAAGCCGGUUGCCAAACUUCCAAAUGAUAAAAGAGCAUUAAUAAAGGCUGCGAUCUCAGGUAAGCCAUAUUUUUUCUUUGGAUCAGAUUCUGCGCCCCACCCGUUAAUGAACAAGGCAAGGCAUGUUGGUGUUUGUGCUGGGGUCUUCACCCAAUCGCUUGUUAUACCAUAUUUAGCUCAAGUCUUUGAAGAAUUUAAUGCACUUGAUAAAUUAAAAGAUUUUGUAUCCACGUUCGGUCUUAGAUUUUAUAAUGUGAAAGAAACUGAUAUUAAGUCUAAAAAGGACACAAUUAUUUAUAGAAAAGAGAUUAAAGUGCCUGAGGAGAUUACUGAUGAAAAAGGCACGAUCGUCGUACCAUUCAAAGCUGGCGAUACUUUGAAGUGGUCUGUUAAGUUUCAAUCGACGUAG